Molecule: messenger RNA, 1176 nt
Organism: Ochlerotatus camptorhynchus
Lineage: Eukaryota; Metazoa; Arthropoda; Insecta; Diptera; Culicidae
Exons: 3
Coding region: 1-1176 (391 amino acids)
Source: RefSeq, a predicted model, not a curated record
AUGGCUGACACUAAGCCGCUCAUCCACCAACGCGGCCAGGUGAAGGGCAAAGUGACAGCAAUCUCCCACGCUCUCGAGAAAGCCGAAGAUGACAAACAGGAUCGUCCCACGGUCGUGCCAAAUAUGGCUUCGAUGUCCAGUCAAACCUCCAGUGAAAGUGUGCAGUCCGCCACCGUUUCUUCGUCGUACUCUCUCGCCAAUUCAGCCGUUCUGCCGAACGUACUGCUUUUAACUGCACAAGUGAAUCUCGUUGACUGCAAUGGGCAGUUCGUCCCGUGUCGUGCUUUCCUGGACUGCGGUGCGCAGGUCAAUCUUUUGUCGUUGCCCAUGUAUGAGAAGCUCGGUUUCCAGGGAAAGUCAGUGGAUGUGAGAAUUUUCGGUGUGAGCGAUACUCAGAGUAAAUCCAAUCGUUUCGUGACAGUGGACAUGCAAUCCAUGUACAGUGACUUCCGUUUGUCCCUCAAUUGUUUUGUUACCCCGAAGAUCACCGGUCUUCUUCCAUGCAAACCGAUUAAUGUGUCUGAUUUGAAACUUCCUUGCGGUUUUCAAUUGGCUGAUCCCAACUUUCACCGUCCUUCCGAGGUUGACCUGCUUAUUGGUAACCAACAUUUCUUCAAAUUGUUGAAACCGGGUAGCGUAGUUAUUUCCAGAGGUUUGCCAGAAUUCCGCGAAACCUAUCUCGGUUGGGUCGCAUCAGGAGAGGUCGUGACGGACUCAGAUGCAGUUGCUAAUUAUCAGCAGGUCCAUUCGGUGUCGCUCGCCUCGCUUGAUAGAACCAUCAAGCAGUUUUGGGAAGUAGAGGAAGUAGAAGUAAAACGCUCACGAUUUGAGGACGAUGAGCAAUGCGAAGAAUCGUUUCGCCAGAAUCAUCGCCGUGACAGCACUGGACGAUACAUUGUUAAGCUUCCCUUGAAGGAGAAUUCCACUCAGUUGCAAAGUAAUCGGUCGUUAGCUCUCCGCCGUUUCCAUUUGUUGGAAAGACGACUCAACAAGGAUCCGGACCUCCGUCUUCAGUAUUCAAACUUCAUUCGUGAGUAUGAGUCGUUGGGUCAUUGCAAAGAGGUGUUCGAAUUUGAUGAUCCCCCAAACUUACUGAAGUACUACAUGCCUCACCAUGCCGUGCUCAGGCCGGACAGCUUAAGCACAAAGUCGGCCCCACAGUUCAGAGUGACCUGA